Aspergillus calidoustus is the source of this 1596-nucleotide messenger RNA. Lineage: Eukaryota; Fungi; Ascomycota; Eurotiomycetes; Eurotiales; Aspergillaceae. The record is from the annotation of a GenBank genome assembly.
AUGCAGUCUUUUCCCGCUAGGGAUCCGACCCUGAGCGACGAUGAGCACGAAGUUCUGCUCCCUUCCCACAGCGACGAUAACGAUGCGGCCGACCAGUCUCUUCCCCGCCGGCACCUCGGGCUUGUGUCGACGAUUUUUCUCAUUACGAAUCGUAUGAUUGGCACCGCGAUCUUCUCGACUCCCUCCGCCAUUGCCGGCAGCGUCGGAAGCGCAGGUGCCACUCUAGCUCUUUGGAUCGCGGGGCUAGCUCUGUCAUAUUGCGGCUUAUCGAUAUGGAUCGAGCUCGGGUCUUUGAUGCCUCGAAGUGGAGGAGAGAAGGUAUAUCUGGAGGCUGCUUAUCCCCACCCACAGAUGCUCAUCACGACUGUUUUUGCUGUGCAUGUUAUCUUCCUGGGAUUCACUGGUAACUACCCCAAUCGGCGGAAUGGCAGCUUACUAACAUGUGCAGGCAUCGGAAGUGUCGUCGUGGCCGAAAAUAUUCUGCUUGCCUUGCAUGGCUCGGCGAGUGACUGGGUAAAGAGAGUUAUCGCAAUCGCGGUUCUUGCGGUGAUAGCCACGAUACACAUCAGAUCUCGGACUAUGGGAGUCCGCAUUAUGAACGUACUGGCCUCUGUCAAGAUUUUGAUCCUCUUCCUGAUAAUCAUCUCUGGGCUCCGCGCUCUUCGCGGUGAUUUGCCUCGUAUUCCGGAUCCCGCCAGUAGCUUCCGAAGCCCAUUUGCUGGUUCUUCGACUGAAAUUUCGCACUACACAAACGCUCUCUUCAAGAUUCUAGCCACAUACCAGGGAUGGUCCAAUGCUGCGUAUGUGCUUGAUGAAGUGCAGAACCCCCGCCGAGUUCUCAAGAUAGCCGGAUUGCUGGGUGUUGGAACUGUCGGGCUUCUCUAUACCCUCGCAAACAUUGCCUACUUCAUCGUUGCAACGCCGGAAGAAAUCAGCAAGACGGGCGUAACAGUUGUGGCGUUGCUGAUCGGUAAGGUGUUUGGGGACACAAUGCUGUGGCUGACUGCUAUCCUCGCUGCUUUAUCGUCAUUUGGCAAUCUCAUGACCGCAUCCUUCUCAAUGUCGCGAGUAGUAAGGGAGUUUGCGAAAGAAGGACUCGUACCUUAUGCUCCGUUUUUUGCCGCGACCACCUCUUCCGGCUCGCCGUCCGGAGCGUUCCUUUUAGUUUUUCUUUCGCCAAUUCUCAUGAUCUUGUUUAUCCCAUUCGGGGAGGUGUACAACUUUCUACUCGACGUCGGACAAUACGCCGUUGCCAUCAUUAACAUCCUGGUCGUUAUUGGACUCUUUAUUAUCCGCAGGAAAACAGCACAUCAGCGCACGUUUCGCGCUUGGACCCCGGUCGUGUAUCUCUUUCUCGCCACGCAGGUAUAUUUGUUGGUCACACCAUUUGUGCCUGCCGCGGUGGUAGAGGAGAAGUCAUUGCCCUCUUGGCUAUAUGCGGCAAUGGCUAUUCUGGUGCUUUCUGGCGCUGGAAGCUAUUGGUUUUUGUCCUGGGUGGUUAUUCCUCACCAUGGAAGGUUUGUGUGGAGGGCGCGAAAGUCGAUUCUCUCCGAUGGCUCAUCGAUGGUAUCGUGGGACGAGGUAAAAGUCAGCUGA